Molecule: messenger RNA, 874 nt
Organism: Podospora pseudopauciseta
Lineage: Eukaryota; Fungi; Ascomycota; Sordariomycetes; Sordariales; Podosporaceae
Exons: 2
Coding region: 144-752 (202 amino acids)
Source: RefSeq, a predicted model, not a curated record
CGUCCACAGAUGUAUAAUUUUGCCAGUUCUCUCCCGUCAGCCUCUUGACGCUGACUUUCCCUCUGUCACCACACCAUCCUGACGUGGUAGCUACUUACUCAAAUCAAGCUCAUUUUCAAAUCAGGUCUGCAAAACGAACCAAAAUGCCAAUUCCCAAGCCUCAAGCUCUGCGAACCUUUUACCGAUCUUCAUCGGCUCGCUAUGUUUCCUCCACCCCCGUCCGGUUGGCUACCGCAACCUCUCCAUCCUCGCGAUCCAACAUCAAUGACCCUCGUGGCGGAGCUCCAGUCGACGACAUUGAUCUCGUCUUCGACUACCCGACCUCGCAACAGGCUUCCCCCUCGACGAGCCCUCCCUCCCUCGAGUCCUCAGGUUUGAGUGCCUCCAGCAUUUCGGGAGGCGCGUACACGGGUCGCGGGUUCGACAUGGACGAGACUAUCAUGUCGGCCCAGGAGACGGUAGGGCAGGUAAAGGACAAGAUGGGCGAUGUGAUGCAUACCAGCAAGGCGACCAUCAAGAGAGUCGACAAGGAGAUGGGUUACCCAGAUAAUAACGUAAUCUAUGCCGGUCUGGGAGCUCUUGGACUUGCAGCACUGUAUGUUACCCUCCGUGAACCUGGCGUCACGGAGGAGGUACGUCGACGGGAUCCCACCCUAGAUGCUCGACGCGGCAUGCACAACGUCAAGCAUGACUUGCCCGCCCACGCGCCGUUGGAGAACAAGGUAGAGAAGAUGAUCGGCCGUACGGGUUAAUACUAUCAGCCAUGUGUGGUGCAAAGACUAAUGUUCAUGGGAGGAAAUGGGCGAGACCAAAAGUGAGCUGCCGCGAAGGCCAGUCUGUAUGUAAACUCGAGCGCAAAAGAAACGUACCGCAA